Molecule: messenger RNA, 620 nt
Organism: Lutra lutra (Eurasian river otter)
Lineage: Eukaryota; Metazoa; Chordata; Mammalia; Carnivora; Mustelidae
Product: ADP/ATP translocase 3-like
Exons: 1
Coding region: 1-321 (106 amino acids)
Biological process (GO): mitochondrial ADP transmembrane transport; mitochondrial ATP transmembrane transport
Cellular component (GO): mitochondrial inner membrane
Molecular function (GO): ATP:ADP antiporter activity
Source: RefSeq, a predicted model, not a curated record
AUGCGGUACGACACCGCCAAGGGUAUGCUCCCGGACCCCAAGAACACCCACAUCGUGGUGAGCUGGAUGAUCGCGCAGACCGUGACGGCUGUGGCGGGCGUGGUCUCCUCCCCAUUUGACACCGUGCGACGGCGCAUGAUGAUGCAGUCGGGGCGCAAAGGAGCGGACAUCAUGUACAAGGGGACCGUCGAUUGCUGGCGGAAGAUCUUCAAAGACGAAGGGGGCAAGACCUUCUUCAAGGGCGCGUGGUCCAACGUCCUGAGGGGUAUUGGGGGCGCGUUCGUGCUGGUCCUGUAUGACGAGCUGAAGAAGGUCAUCUAGACGUUCCUCCUCCAGACGCGGGGACCAAGGGAAUCCUGUAGAAUACUUUUAACUGUUAUGGACCAUUGAUCUUCGAGAAAUUCCAGUGUCCUUGUCCCGGCCAGAUCACGCGUAGAGGCUUGGGGAAGGUUCCAAAGGGGGCUCAUUGUGAUCUAUCAUUGGCACCAGAUUCCAUGUACUGAUUAUGGGGGGGAGGGGAAUCACGAGGUUUUGUGGGUCCACAGGCCAGCAGCUCCCUGGCACAGACCUUAGAGUCCAGGUGCUUGUGGGACCCGAGGUGUGUUUAAGUAUUUAUUUAA